Messenger RNA from Ceraceosorus guamensis, 1950 nucleotides. RefSeq names its product citrate synthase-like protein. The coding region runs from base 428 to 1846 and encodes 472 amino acids. NCBI's taxonomy places the organism in Eukaryota, Fungi, Basidiomycota, Exobasidiomycetes, Ceraceosorales, Ceraceosoraceae. Gene Ontology annotation, biological process: carbohydrate metabolic process; tricarboxylic acid cycle. The transcript is spliced from 5 exons. The record is from RefSeq and is a predicted model, not a curated record. Gene Ontology annotation, cellular component: mitochondrial matrix.
UGGCGUGGACCGAGCGGUCCCGACGCUCGAAUAUUGGCCGGUGCGCGGCAGAUGCGCAGGGUGCAGCGGACGGCAGGCAUGCAGCAGCAGCAUCAUCAGCACGCGCGAAAAAAGUUGCGAGUUGCAUGCACGCAUGGCGCGCGCGCGCGCUCGAUCGUGUGUGAUAGCCGGACGGGUGCGCCCGUGCGCCUGCUGCGCUGUGUAUGUCAGGCAGAAAUCGGAUAGCCGCGCAGUGUGCAAAAGACCUUGGGGCCAUGCACCAGACAGCAGCAACAGCGAUCGAGGAAGCGAAGUGGGAUAGCGGAGAGGGAGAGAGAUAGCUCUGCGUAUUUCUUCUCGUGAGCCGAGGUCCUCAACUUUCUGCUGUUCUCCAUCUCCACCUCGUCCAUCAUACACUUCCAUACGCAUACAACGCACCACUUUCACGAUGAUCUCCCUCACCAUCCCACGCGUCGCCCUGAGGGCCGCUGCCCCAUCCAGGCAGUUCGCUGCCGCUGCUAAUGGCAGCGUUCGAGGAGUCAAGACCCUCACAGAAGCCGUCGGAGAGGUCAUUCCCAAGAAGCGCGAGGAGCUGGCUCAGCUCAAGUCUAGCUCUGCCGAUAAGAGCCUGGGUGAAGUCAAGGUGUCGAACCUUUUGGGUGGUAUGAGAGGGUUGAAGAUUAUGCUCUGGGAAGGCUCCGUCCUGGACGCCAACACUGGUAUCACUUUCCACGGAAAGACUAUCCCCGACUGCGAAAAGGAGCUGCCCAACGCCAAAGACCUUGGUCUCGGAGGCAAGGAGAUGCUCCCCGAGUCUAUGCUCUGGCUUCUCUUGACCGGCAACGUGCCCAGCAACGAGGAGGUUAAGCAGCUGUCUGCUGAGCUCGCUGCCAAGGGAAAGCUCCCCAGCUUCGUCGAGAAGAUCAUCGACAGCUUCCCCAAGACUUUGCACCCCAUGACCCAAUUCGCUGCUGCUGUCGGUGCCCUCAACCACGACAGCGCUUUUGCAGCUGCAUACACCAAGGGCAUUAAGAAGACGGAAUACUGGCAGCCCACUUUGGAGGACUCCAUCGACCUGGUGGCCAAGCUGCCCGCCAUCGCAGCCCGCAUCUACUACAAUGUCUUCGGAAAGGGUGACGGCCAGCAAAAGAUUGACACCUCCAAGGACUUGAUCGGCAACUACGCCGAGAUGAUUGGCUACGGUGGAAACGAGGGUCUGACCGACUACCUUCGUCUGUACAUUGCCAUUCACGGUGACCACGAGGGUGGUAACGUGUCUGCCCACACUGCUCACUUGGUUGGCAGUGCCCUCUCCGACCCUUACUUGUCUUACUCUGCUGCUCUUCUUGGUCUCGCUGGUCCUCUUCACGGUCUUGCCAACCAGGAAGUGCUCGGAUGGGCCCUUGGCAUGCAAGACAAGGUUGGCCCCAACGCUUCUCACGAGCAGAUCAAAGAGUACCUUUGGGACACGCUCAAGAGCGGCCGUGUCGUUCCCGGUUACGGACACGCCGUUCUGCGUCGACCAGACCCUCGCUUCACAGCCCUGAGCCGAUUCUGCGAUGACAGACCCGAGCUGCAACAAUCUUCCAUCGUCCAGCUGGUGAAGAAGGUUUCCGAGGUCGCUCCCGGCGUGCUGAAGGAGCACGGAAAGACUGCAAACCCCUUCCCAAAUGUCGACGCCGCUUCCGGAUGUGUGCUCCAUGAGUACGGUCUUUCCGAAUUCCGCUACUACACUGUCAUUUUCGGUAUCUCCCGCGCCAUUGGAGCUCUGCCUCAACUCGUCAUGGACCGCGCUCUCGGUCUGCCCAUCGAGCGCCCCAAGAGUAUGAGCAUCGCUGCGCUCAACAAGCACCUGGGUAACAACUAGGGUGUGGGCGCGAAAAGCGUAGGGCGUCUGUCGGUGUAGAUGCGAGCACACUGCCAACAAAAAGCAAACCGCAAUUGAUGUUUAGAUGCAUGACUGCUAUCAUG